UCGGCUGAGGCAAGAACAAACGACGACCAUGAGAUCUACGGCCUUUGCGGUGAUCGUGAGUGUUGUGCUCGUGCAAAUCGGCGCCCAAAACGCGAUCGGCGACGCCGACUACGAUCUGAGGGUGCUGAGCAAACAGGUGAAGGCGCUGGUGGAGCGCAGAACUGAGGACUUGAGGAGCAUUGAGGAGAGCGUGCGGAGGACAGUGUUUAACGGCCCCGAGGUGGAGGAGUUACGCGACCAAGUCAGGAGCUUAAAAACGGAAAUUGACCAGCUCCGCACCGGCACAGUAGCGCCGCCGACACCUCAAUCAAAAAACGAGAAACUCACAGUGAAAUGGCUCUCCAACACCGUUCAGGAGCUGCGCAGCGAAAUCUCCGAACUCCAAAACACCCUCAACUCCUCCAUCCUGCUGCAGGACCACGAGGUCCAUCAGGCGCAGAUUAGCCUACUCCAGAGCGACAUUUCCAGCCUCAGCGGCGAGUUGGAGCGCUUCCGGACGCUGAACGCUCGCAAAGAGGCCGACAUGCGUCUCCUCCAAGAGGAGCUGAACAGUUUGAGGAGCGACUGGAGGAGCAUGGCCGAAGUGAACGGGCGCCUGCGGAACCAGCUCAAAUCAAUGCAACUGGAAUGGGCGCACGACAUGAAAGCGCUGCAAGAGAAGGAAACCCUUCCACUUCCAGCUGAAAACAGCAGCCACCCGCGCCACCAGCGGGUGCUGCGCCAGCACGUGGUCCACCUGGAGAAAACCACACGCUCCCUCCACAAGGAGAACGCCCUCCUCCAAGACCGAGUCAAGCAGCUGGAGGAGCAACAGCAAUCCAACCACGAGAGCAACCACAUCAAUGAAAUCAACGAGCUCGACCUUCAGCAGGUGCUCGCUCUGGAAAAGCAGCUGAACAACCUGAGUGAGCAGCAGCUGAUCCACACCGGCCACAUUGCCGAGCUGUCCAAGCAGAUCGACAACUUCGACAAGGUCCAUCUCUCCAUGCUGGAGCUGCUGGAGAACGUGGAGUCGCUGGAGAACAAAGUGGAUAAGGCGCUGCCUGAGCUGCGCAAGGAAAUCUCCAAGGUGGAGAGCCAGACGGGCCAGAUGGUGGCUGAUAUUGCGCCCCUGAAGGAGGACCACAACAACAUCAAAGAAUCGAUGAAAGCCAUCAGCUUCAGCGUGUCCAAGCUCCAGGACAAGGACAGCGAGGACGCGGCUGAGCUACAGAAGUUGCGCCAACAUCUGGACAACCUGGAAAAGGGCGCCGCCGUCCAGAAUUCCCACCUCCACAACCACAUCCUGAAGGAAGAAUCGGUUCUAACGGACGUGAACGCCACCAGGUCUACCAUCCACCUGGUGGAGGAGCUGCAGAGCUUCGAAAGCGAGUACAAGAGCAUAGUGAACAAGUUGCCUAGAGACUGUGGUUCAGUGGACGGUCCCAAAGGAAUCUACCUGAUCUCCCCAGGAGAUGGCGAGCCGAUUCUGGCACGAUGCGACAGCGGCUGGACAACGAUCCAGAAACGAUACGAUGGCAGCAUCAACUUCAACCGCAACUGGAACGAGUACAGCAACGGUUUCGGAAGCGCCACGGGCGAACACUGGCUGGGCAACCGCAACUUGCACCAUCUGACCAAAGACAAUUGCACCCAGCUCAGCAUCAACAUGAAGGAUAUCUAUGGAAAGUACUGGGAGGCCAGCUACGAUCACUUCCACAUCGCUGACUACACGCAGGGCUUCAAGCUGACCGUGUCGCAUUAUCAUGGCAAUGCCAGCGACGCCAUGGACUACCAGAAUCGAAUGGAGUUUUCCACGGUGGACAACGACCGGGACAUUUCCAACACUCAUUGCGCCAGCAACUACGAGGGAGGCUGGUGGUUUUCCCAUUGUCAGCACGCCAACUUGAACGGGCGCUACAAUUUGGGGCUGACUUGGUUUGACGGGACGAGGAAUGAGUGGAUCGCUGUGGCCCAGAGCGAGAUGAGAGUCAAGCGGAGGGACGUGUGCUGAGGAGAGUUGGGCGAUUUUGAACGCGUUACCCAUUUAGUGCCCCCAAAGAGUCAAUAUUUUUCUAUAUACUGCGUACUGAUAGAGUAUCGUAAUCGUUUAUUAGUAGGGAUCGGCCCAUGCCAGUAAAAGCCAAAGAUAAGCUAGUUCACACUGUUGUAGAUGUAGGUGUAUAUGCUAGGGAGCGUCUCCAUGUACAGACUUAUUUAUUUAUUGUAGGAUUUCAGUUAUUUGCUUGCCCCGAUUGCCAUAAGUCUUUGUAAAUAUAUUUGUAUGUAGGGAAUGAA
This is a messenger RNA of Dendroctonus ponderosae (mountain pine beetle), 2277 nucleotides long. Its product is annotated as protein scabrous. Bases 29 to 1993 code for a protein of 654 amino acids. The record is from RefSeq and is a predicted model, not a curated record. Lineage: Eukaryota; Metazoa; Arthropoda; Insecta; Coleoptera; Curculionidae. The transcript is spliced from 4 exons.